Molecule: messenger RNA, 3334 nt
Organism: Rubroshorea leprosula
Lineage: Eukaryota; Viridiplantae; Streptophyta; Magnoliopsida; Malvales; Dipterocarpaceae
Source: the annotation of a GenBank genome assembly
GAAGACCAACAUAGAUCGCAGCUUCAAUUCUUGUUGUGAAUUUUCUUUUGCCCUCUUCUCCUGUCCCUCGUCUCCUACAUCCUCAUUUCCUCCCUACUCUCCCGAUCGUUUCUUGGUUCUUUGCCUCCUCUUUGCCUUUUUUUUUUUCUUUGUUUCUCUUAUGUGCUUCGCCAAAUUGAAGCUUUGCUCUGUGUACUUGACGGGUCGAGUGUUCCAUUUCGUUCCAGAAUUGGUACCAGUAUAGACAAUAGAUGAAAGGAGCAGCUUCAUCUCUUGGAAAUAAUAUACCAUCAGAAAACUUUUGGUGACCAUGACAAGGAAUGGAGAAAGCAGAACUGUGGUUAAGUACAUAGAGCAUUGUGGGUGCACUAUGCCUGUUAGUGAUGGAUUGAGUGAAAGUACAGUUGAUGUGGUGGAUGAAGCAUAUAACAGAGAUGGUAGCAUUGCCAAUUCCUCUAAAAGGGCUCUUGUCGGGUAUGAAGGGGAUACAGAUUUUGAGCCACGUAAUGGCAUUGAAUUUGAAUCACAUGAGGCAGCAUAUGCAUUUUAUCAGGAAUACGCCAAGUCUAUGGGUUUUACCACUUCAAUUAAAAAUAGCAGGCGUUCAAAGAAAUCAAAAGAAUUUAUUGAUGCCAAAUUUGCAUGUUCUAGAUAUGGAGUCACACCAGAAUCAGAUAGCACCAGCAGUCGGAGAUCAAGUGUCAAAAAGACAGACUGCAAAGCAAGCAUGCAUGUGAAAAGGAGAUCAGAUGGGAAGUGGAUUAUUCAUGAGUUCAUCAAGGAACAUAAUCAUGAACUUUUACCAGCCCUAGCGUAUCAUUUUCGAAUUCAUCGGAAUGUGAAAUUAGCUGAAAAGAAUAAUAUUGACAUCUUACAUGCUGUUAGUGAACGGACAAGAAAAAUGUAUGUUGAAAUGUCAAGACAGUCUGCUGGAUAUCAAAAUGGAGGGUUCCUUCAGAAUGAGAUAAUUAAUCAGCUUGAUAAAGGUUGUCACUUGGCUGUUGAUGAGGGAGAUGCUCAAAUUAUGCUAGAGUACUUUAAGCGUAUCAAAAAGGAAAACCCUGACUUCUUCUUUGCAAUAGACUUGAAUGAAGAGCAACGGUUGAGAAAUUUGUUCUGGGUUGAUGCUAAGAGUAGGGAUGAUUACAUGAGUUUUAAUGAUGUUGUUUCUUUUGAUACGACUUAUGUCAAAUCCAAUGAGAAAUUGCCCUUUGCCCCAUUUAUUGGGGUGAACCAUCACUUUCAACCUAUGUUGCUUGGAUGUGCUUUGGUUGCAGAUGAAAGCAAGGAAACUUUUGUUUGGUUAAUGAAGACAUGGCUUAGAGCAAUGGGUGGGAAGGUUCCCAAAGUAAUAAUCACAGACCAAGACAAACCAUUGAAGGAAUCAAUCGAAGAAGUCUUUCCAAAUGUUCGCCAUUGCUAUUCUCUUUGGCAUAUAAUAGAAAAGAUACCUGAAACUCUAUCCCACGUUAUCAAACUACAUGAGAACUUCCUGCCAAAAUUCAACAAGUGUGUUUUCAAGUCAUGGACUGAUGAAAAAUUUGAUAUGCGAUGGUGGAAAAUGAUAACUAGGUUUGAGCUUCAUGAUGAUGAAUGGAUUCAGUCAUUGUAUAAACACCGACAAAUGUGGGUACCUACUUAUAUGGAGGAUGUUUUUCUAGCUGGAAUGUGUACAACCCAACGCUCUGAAAGUAUGAGCUCUUUCUUUGACAAAUACAUCCAUAAGAGAAUUACUUUGAAAGAGUUUGUCAAACAAUAUGGGAUGAUUCUCCAGAAUAGAUUUGAAGAGGAAGCCAUAGCUGAUUUUGAUACCUGGCACAAACAGCCUGCACUUAAAUCUCCUUCACCUUGGGAAAAGCAGAUGUCAACAGUUUAUACUCAUGCUAUAUUCAAGAAAUUUCAAGUUGAGGUUUUGGGUGUAGUUGGUUGCCAUCCUAGAAAAGAAGGAGAAGACAGAGGAACAGUAACAUUUAGAGUUCAAGAUUGCGAAAAGGAUGAAUAUUUUAUGGUAUUAUGGCAUGAAGCAAAGAAAGAAGUUUCUUGUAUGUGCCGUUUGUUUGAGUACAAAGGUUUUCUUUGUAGACAUGCUAUGAUUGUCCUUCAAAUAUGUGGUCUCACAAGCAUCCCAUCUCAUUAUAUAUUGAGGAGGUGGACAAAAGAUGCGAAGAGUGGCCAACCAGUGCCUGGAGGAACAGAGAAAGUGCAAACAAGGGUACAGCUCUAUAAUGAUUUAUGUAAAAGAGCCAUUGAAUUGAGUGAGGAAGGAUCCUUGUCUGAAGAAAAUUACACCAUUGUUUUCCGUGCGCUAGUAGAAGCACUAAAGAAUUGUGUCAAUGUGAACAACUCUAACAGCAGUGCUUUGGGAUCUAGUAGUCAUGUGCAUGGUCUAAAUGAAGAAGAAGAAGGAAAUCAGGGGAGUAUGGCUUCAAAAUCAAGCAAGAAAAAGAAUGCUACCAGAAAAAGGAAGGGUCAAAUGGAGUCAGACAUUCUAUUCCUUGAUGCACAAGAGAGCUUGCAGCAAAUGGGAAACCUGGGCUCCGAUGGAAUACCGCUUAAUGGCUAUUAUGGUGCACAGCCAAAUGUACACGGACUGGUACAGUUAAAUUUAAUGGAACCACCUCAUGAUGGUUUUUAUGUUAAUCAGCAGAGUCUGCAGGGUCUGGGACAAUUAAAUUCUGUGGCACCCAGCAACGAUAGUUUCUUUGGGACCCAACAAAACUUGCAGGGGCUGGGACAAUUGGAUUACCGACAUUCAACUGGUUUUAAUUAUCCUUUGCAGGAAGAAGCCCAUUUAAGAUCAACACAGUUACAUGGCAGUUCUUCGAGACAUCCAUAAGGAAUAAACCUUUUCAACAUUUUGUAUAAAACUGUAAGUGCCUCUUGGAGGUGAUUUCGUUAAACUUUGGGCUACAUAUGGAGGAGAGAAGUGUAGAGAAGUGAAUCCAGGGAAUAUUGUAUGUUGUCUCUUCGCAGAGCAGACAGGUUGACUCCAGUCAUUGAUCCCCAAACAUAAGUUAGAAGGCAUUCAAGAAAAUGAAGUUACUCUCUUUGUACUGCCUUUCUGCUGAAAUUUUAGGCAACUAAGUUAAUCACGGUUUUUAUUCCUUUCUCUUCAGUAGUGAUGACAAAUGACGCACGUUUAGAGUUGUAUUCUGGGUCUUUUUCUUUCCUCUAAUCCAACAGAGAAACAUUAGCAGUAGCCUUCUUUCUUGAGCAUUGAGUUAGAUUAAGGUUACAUUAAACAAUGCUUUAUACAAAUAUUUUACUCAGGACAUUUCGUUUAAAAAUGUAAAUUUAUUGUUUUUAUUUAUUUUAAUUAAUUUUUUAUAUUUUU